CUGUCGACCGCCGCGGCUGAAAACUACGACUAUUAUAUUAUCUUUCCAGCCAUGCGACUCCUCUUGCCGGCCAUCUUGUUGCUGUCCGCCAUCUUGUCGAGCGUGACGCUGGCGCAGUACCAGCGCCCGCGCCGCCCGGAGCGCUUCCACAACCCGCAGGACCUCAGCAACUACCUCAAGGAGCUGAGGGACUACUAUUCUGUGCACGGCAGGGGAAGGUAUGGCAAAAGACGAAUGGACACCCCAUACUUCGAGCUGCCGUCAAACGAAGAUGUCUCCUACAGGAGUAUCGAGUACCAAUAAUCCACCGACGAUAACGACUCCCUAAGUUAAUCAAUAUGUAAUUUUAUUUUUAGAAUGACAAAACCUUGUAAAAAGAGAUCUUCACUUUUAGAAAUAUUCUAGUCAUUUUAUUAACCUCCUAAACUUUUUAUCAGGCUGGGUGAUACGAGUUUAGAAGGUUCUCAGAUUUAAGAGUAAUAAAUUAAUCAAAUUGUAUGUAGUUAUGUAUUUAAAAUGCAGAAUGGUUCUAUGA
Aricia agestis (brown argus) is the source of this 535-nucleotide messenger RNA. It is a transcript of the gene NPF2, whose product is annotated as pro-neuropeptide Y-like. Gene Ontology annotation, cellular component: extracellular region. The transcript is spliced from 3 exons. The record is from RefSeq and is a predicted model, not a curated record. Bases 52 to 303 code for a protein of 83 amino acids. Gene Ontology annotation, molecular function: hormone activity. NCBI's taxonomy places the organism in Eukaryota, Metazoa, Arthropoda, Insecta, Lepidoptera, Lycaenidae.